CUGAAAUAUUCUAACUAAAACUUCUGAUUACUGUGGUAUUUUGCAUUUUUCAAGUAGUGCUUUCCAGGGUCUACCAAACCAGUUUAUUAUUGGUCCAUGGCAUGGAGUUGAGCUUGAGGCGUAGAAACAAUCCCAAACAACCUGUGGCUAAUAAAUCUUUCUGCUGAGAAGAAUGCACAGGAAAUUUUGUUAAGGCUGUUAACACUGCAUCAUGGGUGGAUCAAAAGAUGAGCAUUUCAAAGCAUUAGAGGUGGGACACCAAACAAGCCUGAAAUUAGUAUCUUGAGUUACCACACUCUCAGUAUAGGAUGUAGGACAAAAUAUAUGCAUGCAUGCACACACAGUGAUAUACGUGUAUAUAUCUACUAAAAAAAGGUGUCUGAGUCUAAAAAUAGCAUGUGUGUAUGCCAUGUGCUGGGUCUGCCUUGGAGUUUGUCAUUGAUAUCAUCCAGCCAACAUGAAGCAUGAAAUUAAUGAAUGGGUAACAUGAAUCUGGUAGAAAUAACAGGUUAGAAUGAAGCAUUAAGUAUAGAAUAUAUAGUUACUUCCUGGACAGGCUAGAGAGUUUGAUGGGGAGAAAUCUAAUGAAAUUCAACAAGAGCAAGUGUAGAGUCUUGCAUCUGGUAAAGAAUAACCCCAUAUACCAGUACAGACUGGGGAAUGAACUGUUAGAGAGUAGUGCAGGGGAAAGGGACCUGGGGGUGCUGGUGGGCAGCGGGAUGAGCAUGAGCCAGCAAUGUGCCCUCAUGACCGAGAAGGCCAAUGGCAUCCUGGAGUGGAUUAGAAGGGCUGUGGGCAGUAGGUCAAGAGAGGUUCUCCUGCCCCUCUGUUCUGCCUUCAUGAGACCACAUCUGGAAUAUUGUGCCCAGUUCUGGGCCCCUCAGUUCAAGCAGGACAGGGAGCUGCUGGAGAGAGUUCAGCACAGGGCCACCAAGAUGAUGAACAGAAUGGAGCAUCUCCCUUCUGAUGAAAAGCUGAGGGAGCUGGGGCUCUUUAGCUUGGAGGAGACUGAGAAGUGACCUCAUUAAUGUUUGCAAAUACGUAAAGAGCAGGUGUCAGGAAGAUGUAGCUAAGCUGUUCUCAAUGAUAUCCACUGAUAGGACAAGGGGCAAUGGGUACAAACUGGAACACAAGAGGUUCCAAAGAAAUACGAGGAAGAAUUUCUUCCCUGUUCAGGUGAGGGAGCACUGGAACAGGCUGCCCAGGAUUGUGGAAUCUCCUCUAGAGACUUUUAAAACCCACCUGGACGAGUUCCUGUGUGUCCUACCCUAGGUGGUCCUGCUCUGGCAGGGGGGGUUGGACUGGAUUGAGGUCUCUUCCAGCCCUUGAGGUUCAGUGAUUCUGUAAUUAAAUAUAAGUACAAUAGUAUUAACAUUCAUUUCUAUUUGAUAGUUUAGUUCUGGAAUUAUUUUUAAACUAAUGAAUCCUGAUGAUAGCUUACUUUCUAAUUAAAUAAAUACAAAGAAACCUAUCUCUUAGAGUACCAGUGUCUUUUCCUUCUGCUUAAAGGAGAUGAAAAAAUGAAGGGUUCUCUACUUGUGAAUAGUAACUAUCCUUAUUUCACAUUUGGAAUCAACUUUUUUAAAGGAUAAAAUAAUCAUAUGUAAGGUGUUUUGGAGGCACACAGUCACUCCAGUGCUUAAUUCCUUGUCUCUGAACUUCCAGACACUUCACAAACCCCCAUGAGAAGAGCUUUGACUGUUCCCAGGCAGAGAAAUGGCUUUAAGAAAAUUAAGGAUGGGUUGAAAGUAAGCAGAACUGGGUUCAGUCCUGUAUCUCUUUUGCUGACCCACUAUGUGGACAGCAGCUAAAAUGGUCAUAGGGAAGCCAUAUAUUCUUUUAUAGCCUUAGGAUUUUCCCAUCUCUCAAAGUGUGCAUAUAAGUGCACUGAUUAUCCACACUGCUUAACUGUUGCUUGGCUCCAUGGAUUUACUUUGGAUAAUCUUAAGUAGCUCUCUUGGAAGAAUUUUCCUCUCAUGGGAAGUCUUAUGAAUUGUUCAUUGGUAGAGUACAGCAGGGUGAUGAUGCUCUCUGUGACAGCUUGCAUAGAAGGAAGCCAAGUCACACAUGGGAAGUAAAGCAUCGAUUCUUUAGUACAGUGACAGCAUUGAGACAAUGGGACUGUAAGCACAUAACUUGACAACAAUGACAUAAACCAAAACUGCAGUUCUCUGAUGGCAAAUCAGAGGCCCUCUUGCACUCUUGCAAGAAAGACUUUUUGUAAAACCCAUCCACUGUAUCCAGUGCUGUUCUCCUGUUCUGUUCUACUGAGCAGUUACCUUCUGACUGGCUGCUGUCAAGACAUAGUAUUUGCUAUAUAACAGGAAGGGUUUGGUGAGAGACCUGAGCAUUAUCACUUGCAUGAGUUUAAGGGCGAGAUAAGUGACAUAGAGAAAUUGAAUUUAAUUGUUCAAAUAAAGUUAAUUUUGUACUUUUUCUUUGUUUUUUUUAAAGAUUUAAAACUGAAACUUGUUUGUAACAAACUGGUUGCAUCACUGCUUUAAUUUUUUUUCAGUGUAGGCUUUCCAUGAGAAAAAUUCCCUUUCAACUUUUAAAGUACAUGACCUAAUUCAAGAAAUAUUAAUUACUCAUGUUGCAGGACAAGAGAAUUUAAAUUCAGAGUGAUGACAGAGAGACAGAUACAGCAUCAGAAAGCAGUUCUUCCCUGGGCAGAAUCAAGAAGAGUCCCAGCUCUCUAACCAAUCUUAGUGGCUCUUCUGGCAUGGCCUCCUUAUCUUCUGUGAGCGGAAGCCUAAUGAGCAUCUGUAGUGCAGACUUCGGCAAUGUUGAUGUGAAGGGGAACAUUCAGUUUGCAAUUGAUUAUGUAGAGCAGCUGAAUGAGCUCCAUAUUUUUAUCUGCCAGUGCAAGGGCUUGGCAGUGGCAGAUGUUAAGCGACAGCGUUCAGACCCCUAUGUAAAGACGUACCUGCUUCCUGAGAAAUACCAGCUGGGCAAACGGAAGACUUCUGUCAAAAAGAAAACUUUAAAUCCAGUCUAUAAUGAAAUACUGCGGUAUAAAAUUGAGAAGAAUCUCUUAAAGAGUCAAAUCCUCAAUAUCUCUGUCUGGCACAAUGAUACCUUUGGGAGGAAUAGCUUCCUUGGUGAAGUGGAGCUGGAUUUAGGAACUUGGGACUGGAAUGAUAAAUCCAACAAGCAGAUCGACUGGUUUCCACUCAAGCCAAGGACUUCAACAAUGUCUCUUACACUAGAAAACAGAGGGGAGAUGAAACUAGCCCUCCAGUAUGUCCCACACCCUGUUGGAGGGAAGAAGACAUUAUCUACUGGUGAGGUCCACAUCUGGGUGAAGGAAUGCCAUGACCUCCCUCCUCUGAGAGGCAGCAAGCUCAACUCUUUUAUUAAGUGCACUGUUCUUCCAGAUACCAGCAGAAAAAGUCGCCAGAAAACAAGAACGGUGGCAAAAACUACAAACCCAAUAUUCAACCACACCAUGGUCUAUGAUGGCUUUAGACCAGAAGAUUUGAAAGAAGCCUGCAUAGAACUCACAGUCUGGGAUCACAACAAACUAGCUAACCACUUUCUGGGAGGUCUCAGGAUAGGCCUUGGAACAGGCAAAAGCUAUGGAACUACAGUAGACUGGAUGGAUUCUACUUCAGGUGAAACUGCCCUGUGGAAGAAGAUGAUGAACUCGCCAAACACAUGGGUAGAAGAUACACUGCCUCUCAGGAUGCUAAUGGUUGCAAAACUGACAAAAUGAAGCUUUUUAAUUGCUAGUGACAAAAGGAAACCUUGGGAAUGAAAAUAAAGGUGUGGGGGUGACACUUGGCAGAGGAACACAGUAACUCUUUGAUAGUCUCUGCUCCAUUGCUGUUCUGGUUUUGUGCUGUCAAAUGUCACUUUGUAGGUCGAAUUUCUUCUGCCCACAGAUUAUUAUGUAAAUUUAAGGGAUUCUUUUAUUCCUUAUUCACUGAAAAUGACUUCAAGAAGGAAGGCCCUUAAAGAUUUCAGCAGCAGAGGUAGCUGUGAUGCCUGCAGGCUCAUGCUGCCAAACUGAAGUGUUGCUGAUCCCUUAAAUAAUAUAAAUUACUAGCAAAAUGGUAAGCACAAGUCAGCUUUUUCUGUACACUUCCAGGACUGUUCAGGAAGUGUCAUUAUGCAACAGGUUGCAUUCUGUUCAUGCCCAUUAGUGUGUGUUUGUACCCUCAUUACGCCAUGUCAGAUCUCUCCAAGUGGGGAAUGUGAGCAUGAAGAAUUAGUUUUACAUUUCCUUUAUUUGUAGCUGUACAUUUCUAGGAUAUGAAAGUAGCAUUCCAUGAAGAGAUACUGUCAGUGUCCUGUUCUGCAAGGUGCAGAGGACUCUGCCAAUGUGUUAUUAAAAAUGUCAGGGUCGUAGAGUUUGCUGAUACAGCCUUUACUCUUAAAUGCUGAAGGCACAGAGCUGAAGAUUUUAUUCUAAAUGCUACUCUAGGGUUUGAAAGUAUCAAACCCUACCGAUUUGAGGGAUGGGCAAGUAUGUUGGGUAUUUAUUCUGUAAAGUGUACUUGUCUGUACUUGUAUCUAUUCGCUUGGGGCUUUGCCACACAACAUUUCUCAGUGCCACCGUUACAGGAGUGCUGGGAUCCUGGGGUGGCAGCUUGGAUUGCUUUGCAGCCUAGGAAAUGGGAGUGGAAUCUGUAACUUGUAGCAAUGCAUGCUGCUAAAGAAAGAGAAAUGCAUAAAAUACAAAAUAUUUGUGUGUUUUUUUUAAUAAAAGCAGCCUAUUAAAGCUAAA
Messenger RNA from Colius striatus (speckled mousebird), 4729 nucleotides. It is a transcript of the gene SYTL2, whose product is annotated as synaptotagmin like 2. The transcript has 9 exons. Gene Ontology annotation, molecular function: small GTPase binding; neurexin family protein binding. Lineage: Eukaryota; Metazoa; Chordata; Aves; Coliiformes; Coliidae. The coding region runs from base 2723 to 3715 and encodes 330 amino acids. Gene Ontology annotation, biological process: exocytosis; intracellular protein transport. The record is from RefSeq and is a predicted model, not a curated record. Gene Ontology annotation, cellular component: exocytic vesicle; plasma membrane.